Molecule: messenger RNA, 1155 nt
Organism: Alternaria burnsii
Lineage: Eukaryota; Fungi; Ascomycota; Dothideomycetes; Pleosporales; Pleosporaceae
Product: glycoside hydrolase family 105 protein
Exons: 1
Coding region: 1-1155 (384 amino acids)
Biological process (GO): carbohydrate metabolic process
Source: RefSeq, a predicted model, not a curated record
AUGCAUCUUCCGGCUCUCACCCUGGCUUUGGCUGGCACAGCACUUGCGGCGAAGAACACCACCAGGCCGUAUUCGACAUGGAUGGCCUCUUCCUUUUUGUCCAAGAGCCAGCACAUGGACAACCACUACGUCGCCUCGGUCAUCCAUGAAGGUAUCCAGAAAGCCGCCACAACGCAAAACGACUCUUCUCUGCUUGCGUACGCUUCCGAAGCCGUCUCGUCAGUUGUUUCCUCCAAUGGCACUAUCAAGGGGUGGAACUCCACCUUCUAUACACUGGACGACAUCCGGGUUGGCAACAACAUCCUUUACUUCUGGAACUCGGAGGGCCGUAAAGACGACAAGUACGUUGUUGCGGCCAAGGGUCUCCGUGAGCAGCUGGACCGAUGGCCGCGCACCCCCACAGGCGGGUUCUGGCACAGGGCCCCUGUCUAUGCGAACCAGAUGUGGCUAGAUGGUAUUUACAUGGCCGAUACCUUCUAUGCGACCUACACAUCAUACUUCGAGCCCGACAACACGACUGCGUGGAACGAUAUCGAGUUGCAAUUCGAUCUGAUCGAGGAGCACUGCCGAAACACGACAACCAACCUCCUGUACCAUGGCUACAGCGAAGACAAGUCGACUGUGUGGGCUGACCCUGAGACUGGUGCUUCACCAUAUGUGUGGGACCGUGCUCUGGGAUGGUACUUUGUUGCGCUCGUUGAGGUGCUCGAAGUCUUCCCCAAGACACACGCUGGUUACUCCAAGCUCGUUGACUACUUUGUCACACUGGCCUCUGGUAUCAAGGACGUCCAAGAUAUCAGCGGCGGAUGGUGGCUGCUCAUGGACCCGGAGCUUGCUGGAAAGGAGGGGAACUACAUCGAGUCGAGCGCCACAGCCAUGUUCACCUACGCAUACAUGAAGGGUGUCAGGCUGGGUUUGUUGGAGAAGUCGUACCAGGAAACAGCGUCCAAGGCGUGGGAUCUGAUGUUGGAUGACUUCAUCCAGUACGAGAAGAACGGUACCCUCAGCUUUACCGGCACGGUCACUGUAGGAAGCUUGAAGGGCGAUGCGUCUUACGAGUACUACACUGGUGUUGAGACGCUGAUCAACGAUGGUAAGGGUGCUGGUGCAUUCAUGUACGCCGCUACCGAAAUGGAGAAGGCUGGACUGGAGUAG